AUGUCUGCGGAGAAUCUAGACACGGAACGUGUCAUAACAGAAGUCCGAGAUCAACCAUCAUUAUGGGAUCUUAGCGAUAUUUUGUAUAAAGAUCGUGAUGCGAAACUACAAGAGUGGACAGAAGUAUGCCGAGCAUUGUUUCCUGGUUAUGAUGAUUUACCAGAUAAGGAGAAACAGGAAAUUGGUGGUGGGAAGAAAUCCAAAUACGUGUAUUUUGAACACAUGCAGUUUCUGGACAAAAAACAUAUUGUUGAUACUAUUGAAUCUAUUAAUGAAUGUCAAAAUACGAAUGAAACAUGCAGCAUUCCACCACCUAGCCACUCUACGCACAAUCAAUCUCAGUUGCCUUCAACAAGUCGAGAUGCUGGUAAUUCUUCAGGAAUUACGCUUACCCCACCCACCAUCUCUGCACCAAACCAAACUACAUUUCAGAAAAACCCAAAAAAACGUAAAAACCGCGAGGAUUCUGCUUUUGAUAAAGAAAUGUUGAAUUUUUUUAAAGAAAACAGUGAGAUGAUGAAAAACGACGAUAUGGGAUUCUUCUCUUCCCUAUUACCUAUUACAAAAUCAUUCAACAUUCGCCAAAAACUAUUAUUUCGGUCAGAAAUACUUCGCAAAGCUAUGGAAAUUUCAAAUAGCACUGCAGGUUUUCCCUCAAUGUGUGAUCAUAAUUAUUUUUCCACUCGCCCUAUAUCUACCUCUGGCCCUGGAUCUUCUACAUCUACCUGUACAUCAUACACGAUCACAUCACCAGGCUCUCAAAAAGAUGUAACGUUGUACACAGUUGAUGAAACUGAAGCUGCAAAUGCAAAUGUAGCCUCUCAAAUACAGCUGUCUGAGCAGCAGUAUUCAUCCCAAGCAUUGGGUAAUUUUCCGCAAGAACCUAUCGCUUCUCAAAUGCAACUAUCUGAACAGCAGUAUUCAUCGCAAACAUUGGGUAAUUUUCCGUAA
This is a messenger RNA of Parnassius apollo (apollo), 951 nucleotides long. NCBI's taxonomy places the organism in Eukaryota, Metazoa, Arthropoda, Insecta, Lepidoptera, Papilionidae. The record is from the annotation of a GenBank genome assembly.